CGCAGUCUGGUCGUCCGAAAGACAUUCUCGUCCUGGCCGGACCGGCCGGACUCGACUGGUCCAAUCAACUGGGCCAAGCGCGAUUCGAGCUCGAGUUUCCGUCCUGCCACGACACAGACGUCAGGCUCCGGAGCUUCCAAUUCAUGUCUGCCCCGUCACGCCGGCUGGCAUUCGAGGCGGCGUUGCGAGGCGACAACAUGUCGGCUCCGAGUGCCGAGUGCCGAGUGCCGAGUGGAGACGGCAGUUCCGUCGAGUCGGGCUGAUGGUACCGUUUGGAGGGUGGCACCAAAUGGGGUCGGACGGAGACGUGAAUGGGAGAAAGAUGAAAAUGUGAAUGCAGAAGAAAUUGUGCCAUUCACCGACACCCUCGUCGUUUGUCCCGCCGUCUGCUCGAUUGUCCGCUUGUCUGCCCAGAAUGAGGCUGAGUGGAGCAAAGCAAAGUGGGCAAAAGAGGCCGAGGCGGCCAAAGGAAGCAGCGGAGAUGAAAGAAGCGCCGCCGGAUGCAUUCGCCCGAGGUGGAUGGCCGGCAGAUGCGGCGUCCUGUUGGUUGGUGCCGGUGUGGCGCUGUGGCGGUGUCAGUGUGUGGAAUGA
This is a messenger RNA of Protopolystoma xenopodis, 591 nucleotides long. The record is from the annotation of a GenBank genome assembly. NCBI's taxonomy places the organism in Eukaryota, Metazoa, Platyhelminthes, Monogenea, Polystomatidea, Polystomatidae.